CGGAUAAUACAUAUCUUUCGUUUAAACGCUAACUCCUUAUAUAAAUAGAUUUUUAUGUCAUAAGUGUACUGGUAUUUUGUGGAUAUUGGAAAGAAUAUUUACCUUAGUUGUACAAUCAUUUAAACUAUUCAGGAUGUAACAUUGGAUAAUUGUGUUUGACAAAUUUGUGUAUUUGUAUGUGCAUAAUAUCUCAUUGUUUUUGAUUCUGCUAUUCUUAAUAUUGAAAUUACUGUGCUUACUCAUUGAAAAUAAUGGCAGAAGGAGGUGAUCGUGGACAGCCUGGCGAUUCUGAUUUAAAAAGUAUCUCGACAUUAAGUGUAAGAGGGUCGGUUAGAGAUGAUGAUGAAGAAACUAUCAAAGAUACAAGUUCUUAUAUGAGUUUCAGAGAAAAUUUCGGUGAGGAUCAAACUGGAUCGGUGGUAAAUAGUAUUUCUACAUUAAGUGUUACAGCGGGAAAUGAGAGCACUACUGAUUCCGGAAGUUCUUUCUUAAGCUUGCAAGAGGCUCAGAGUGACAUUACAGAAAGUACUGUUAGGAGCCGCAGUCAAGAACGUAAGCCUGCAGUGAAACAGUUAGACUCGGAAUUCAUAUUACACUCUAGAUCCGGUGAUGACGAAUUACUUUGUGAAUAUUGCCUCCAAGAUGAAGUGAGAACCAAAGCCACGCACUUCUGUGAACUUUGUGGUACCAAUGGAAAGAAAAUGUGCUACAAAUGCUUAAGAUACCAUGCGAAGUUUUUAAGUCACCGAGACGUGACUUCACUUCUUACAAGUACAGAAGGUUCUGACUCUACCAAAGAUCGGGAAAAUGCCGAAAAGCCAAAGUCACGCCCAUGUCAGCUAUUUUAUUGUAACAUUUUAACAGAUAAAGAUAGGAAAUUAUGUACUGCCAUCGAUUUUGCUCAAAUGAGCAAUGGCAAUUUGAUGAUUGCCGAUUAUGCCAACAAAUGUGUGAAAAUAUUCUACUUCGACACUUUACUAUUAAAAGAAGUAUUUUAUGUCGAGCACCAUCCGAUGUGUAUCACGUGUUUUCCUGACAACAUCGUAGCUGUUGCAUAUAAAGAUGCUCUGUGUUUGGAGAUAUUUGAGAGGAGGCAUGAAACAUUGCGCAUCUACAAAGAGCUCGGAGAUUGUAACGGACUGAAGUGCCAGGGUGAAUAUUUGUAUAUUUUAGGCUCAUGCACAGUUUGCAAAUACUAUUUGCAAGAUCGGGGAAACUUAAAGCUUGUAAGAAGAAUAGAUUUAAAACCAAUUGGCAUUUAUGAACCAGAACAAAUUGACAUAGACGAAUUUGGUGACACGUUAUACAUCUCCGAUGCAGUUUUCGGAGUAUAUAUCUUAAAUAAAAGUGGCAGACUUCUUAACAGAAUACCCGUAAACGAGGCAAGAGGUAUCAGUUCUGAUGGUUUGAAUAAAGUAUUUGUUUGUUGUUUUGACACUGACGAAGUGUUAAAAAUUAAUCAGGAAACUGCCAAAACAAAUUUGUUUCUGUCGCUGAAACAUGGAGUGAACGCACCCUGCGCGCUAUUCUUCGACCGUAUAAGAAGGCGGCUUUACGUUGGCAUGCACAAUAACAACUAUAUUUUAUACGUUGACAUUUUAGAUUGAUAAAGUUAUAACAUAGUUUGUGGUGUGUAACUAGUAGUAGAACUUACACGUGUGUUUCAAUAUUUUAUCCUGCAUGUGACAAAAAUGCUCUAUGUUUUAUAUUUAGAAAACAUAUAUGGCGAUAUCAAUGGACUAAAGAGCUCGGAUGAAUAUGUGUAAUUCUUAGACCAAUGGAAGAUACCACUAUGUUUAUAUAUUUGAAAAGACCCGUUAACUUACACGAUGGAAGAAUUAUAAUUUCCACACUGUCUUUCAUAAACAAGGUAAAACUCGCAUAGACGAAUUCAUCUUAACUAAAGGUGCAGAAGUGCCGGACAGUAUGCUUAAACGCGUCAGUAUCCGUUUUAGUAGUUCAAAUAAAGUGCUAGCUUGUUGAUUUUAUUCUGUAGAAUAAAAUUAAUAAUAAAGAAUAAAUUUAAGGUUUAAAAAUCAGUCACAAAAUUGUCAAAAUUAAGCCAGUCUUGUCAUCGAAACAUGGAUUGAACGUACCAAAUGCGGUAAUUCGUAUAAGAAGGCGGGUUUACGUUGGAAUGCGCUGAACAACUUUAUGUUAAAUACGCUAAAAUUUUAGGUAUGACAAGGGAAGUAGCGCUUACACAUUUAUUUCAAUAAAGUUGGCUAGAUUUCAUGUUCUUGAAAAUUAUUAUAAAAUCAUUCUUCAGUAGAAAAACACCAGGUAGAUAUGAAAUACAAUUUCUCAAACAUGUUCCCAUGUUACAUAGUGACAAUUGUUUUACAUUGACAGGAUGGAUGACUUACUGUACCAAAUAUUUAUAGGGCGUCGAAAUAAUAAAAUAAAGGACGGGGUUCAGCUGUCGUAAUUGACCCCAACUUACUUCCAGGCAAUCAGAGUCAACAGAUUAUACGUUCCUCUUUCAAGAUAUCCAUUACUUGCACGAGGAUGAUGCCCCUAGUGACAAAUAUUCGACAUACACCAAACAUCUUUUUUUUAAUUACAAAAUAGCCUUUUGAAAUAUCUACAUUAAUGUGCAGAUUAUUUGAACAUUCAAAAAACCUGUGACAGUAGCUUUGUAUUUUAUUUCUGAUUUGUCAUUGUUAUAUAUGUAACCUUCCUUUUGAUAAAAGAACUAGUACCUCCUUGAUAUUCUUGCUUCAUCAAUCCAAUCAGUUUACUGGACUUGUUCUUCUUUAUAUUUGGAUCAUGUAAAGAUUCAAUAAUGCAACUUUUUUAAUUUUACCGUGUUUAGUGACUUUUAGGGGUUUCUCUGUAGACUACCUCUAUGGAUUGCAAUGAGAAGUAUGAAAAUUUAGCAACUGAAGUACGGCUGUGAUGUCAGUGUUUGCCUCUAUGUUAUAGACAUAGGAAAAUCAUUAUCACUUCCAGCUGUCCGGAUCUUUUUUUAUUAUUAUUAUUUUUAUUUAUUAUAUUAGGUUUACACUUUUAUAAUUCACUUUCUAACUCUUUCACCAACUUUGUACUUUAACGCUUUUUGUAGAUCUAUAUUGUACAACACUAUUUGAAUGUAAUGUUGUGUAUGUAAUAAAACAGUAUUUCUUUGUAACUAGUAUUUCCGGAGAAGUUCACUAGGAAGAGUAUAAUGAUGCAACAUGUACUCGACUGGUUUAAAAAAUGCAUUUGGUGUUUCUUCAUGUUCUCGUCAAACACUCAUGCCGUUUUAAAAAGAUUUAACAUUGGUCGAUAGAGAGCUCACUACUUCGGUAAACAUAGAGAUAAUUUCUUUUUAUUGGUAAAUAUUGCUAACAAAGAUGUUUUAAAAAAAGAAAAAAAUUGUGUUCUUCUGUUUCAAAACUUUCCAUUGUUGAAUAGACAUUUGUCUAAUUUCGAAAAAAUUAUCUCAAUUCAGUUUUAUUCAGACCAUAUGGUUUAUCUCCAUGACGUAUGAAUAAAAAGUAUAAUUUAUUACAUUUAUUUCCAAGUAUAUUUGAUUUCUUUCUUUGUUUUCUUAUUUUUAACGUUAAGAUUUUGUUGUAUCAUGACAAUAACUAAUG
This is a messenger RNA of Ruditapes philippinarum (Manila clam), 3578 nucleotides long. RefSeq lists its product as uncharacterized. NCBI's taxonomy places the organism in Eukaryota, Metazoa, Mollusca, Bivalvia, Venerida, Veneridae. The transcript is spliced from 2 exons. The record is from RefSeq and is a predicted model, not a curated record. The coding region runs from base 252 to 1607 and encodes 451 amino acids.